AUGGCGCGCCGCGGCGGCGGCUGCUGCUGCUCGGGCGCGGGUCACCUGAACGCGGACAACGCGCGGUUCCUCCUGCUGGCGGUGCUGAUCGUGCUGUACAUGCUGUGCGGCGCCGCCGUCUUCUCGGCCAUCGAGCUGCCCUCGGAGCGGGCGGCCAAGGCGCGCUGGGCGGAGCGGCUGGAGGGCUUCGCCCGCCGCCACAACCUCAGCCGCGCCGAGCUGCGCCGCUUCCUGCGCGCCUACGAGGAGGCCAGCGUGGCCGGCAUCCGCGUCGACGACGCCCGUCCCCGCUGGGACUUCACCGGCGCUUUCUACUUCGUGGGCACCGUGGUGUCAACCAUAGGGUUUGGCAUGACCACCCCAGCCACCGUUGGAGGCAAAAUUUUUCUGAUCUUUUAUGGCCUUAUAGGAUGUGCGGGGACCAUUUUAUUCUUUAACCUGUUCCUGGAGCGCUUGAUCACAGUCAUAGCUUAUGUCAUGAAAUCCUGCCACGAGAGACAGCUGAGGAGGAAAGGAGUCCUUCCUCACGACGGCCGGUGGGGCUCGGGGGGCUCCGAGGUGGACAGCUUGGCGGGCUGGAAGCCCUCUGUGUACUACGUCAUGCUCAUUUUAUGUGUAGCAUCACUCAUCAUUUCCUGCUGUGCCUCUGCUAUGUACACGCCAAUUGAAGGGUGGAGUUACUUUGACUCGCUUUAUUUUUGCUUUGUGGCCUUCAGCACUAUCGGUUUUGGUGAUCUGGUCAGUAGCCAGAACGUCCAGUAUGAGAGCCAAGGCCUUUACCGCUUUGGCAACUUUGUCUUCAUACUCAUGGGGGUUUGCUGUAUCUAUUCCUUAUUUAACGUGAUCUCUAUUGUCAUCAAACAAUCCAUAAACUGGAUAUUAAAGAAGCUGGACUGCAGGUGCUGCCAUAGAUGCCAAAGAAAAUUAUUUAGAUCACGGAGGAAUGUGGUAAUGCCAGGAAAUGUGCGCAGCAGAAGAAACAUCUCCAUUGAGACUGAUGUUAUCAAUGAGAGCGACACAGAUGGACGCCGGCUGUCAGGCGAGAUGAUCUCGAUGAAAGACUUCCUGGCUUCCAACAAAGUUUCACUGGCCAUCAUGCAGAAACAGCUGUCAGAAACUGCCAAUGGCUAUCCAAGGCAAAUGAGCUCUAACUCAAAGCAAAAUGGAUUCUCUGGUGGGGUUGGAGCCCUAGCAAUUAUGAAUAACAGACUGGCAGAGACAAGUGUGGAUAGGUAAAACUAACAGUAAUAAGAAUGAAACCAUAUGAAGCAUUUCAACAAGUAUAGAAAUAACAUGGAGCAAGUGGAAAUAGCUAGAGGCAGAGUGCCACCAGAGAGGGAGAGUGACAUGGCCAGCACACCUUCUGCUCAAAGAUCUCCCACUCUUUCUUUGGGCUGUUGGUUAAUAUCUUUGUUCUUUGAAUUGCACCAAUCUCAGCCUUCCUUAUUCUCCUUCCUUCUGUUCCUCAAACAGACUACUGCAGGAGAAAUUUCAUUUGGCCUUCAGAUCAGUUGUCCAUGCCCUGUUUUCCUCCGUUUAUGUGAAAUACAGGUUUCAGGAUAAGAAAUAGGGGAUAUUGGAGGAAAUCAAGAGUGUCUGCUGAACAUAUUCUUAAUUCAAAGAUUGUUUUAACCUUUCUGUCUUAUUCUCUUCAGACCUGUUUUCUGAAUGUAUCUUAUCUGAGACCAAAAGAGGAAUCAUUAUAAGCCUUUCUCUGUGAUAAUGCAGAUCUAGUUUAAUGGAAUAGAAUAACAAACUAUUUUCUUUUAAAUCUCUUUAAAAUGUAUUCCUAUUGUGAAAUAGCUUUGCUUGAGAAGCCAAGUUCUGCUGCUAUUAAUGUUUGUAUAAAUCUGGAGUAAUUCUACAGAAGUUACUAGAACUACUCUGGAACUAUUGUGAUAUAAAUGAGAGGAGAAUUUUGCCCUUAGAAUUUAAUUUAGUCUUCCCAUUAAAAGGACACUGUCAAAAGUGAUAGAAUCAAAAUGUAUCCUACUUUUGUUCUCUCCUGCCUGUUUUCAAAACACAUGUGAUUUUUUUCUAGGCUAUUUUUUCCUCUAGAAUUGAGUCACUCCAGUCUUCUGUUUCAAAAAGAUCUAAUUAAAUUGAAAUUCGCCAUACUGACAAGUUGUAUGAACAAUUCCACAAUAACAGUCAGAGACCUUUCCAAAUCUGUGUGAAUUAUGCUCAGUUGUGACUGUAGCAAUUGAACAUCAACAUUAUGAAACAUAACUAAUAACUGUGUUUACACAACAGGUUUUAUCAUGCAAUUAGAUUGCCAUGCCAACUUUCCAGUGUAUUAUUAUAAGCGACUAAGACCACAAAAUCACUUUGGCAAUGUCCUUUUUACCUUUUAUGUAAUUCUGUUAUUCUUCACCUCUUUUCUGGCAUUCAGUGAUGAUAAUGACAGGGUCUUGACUAGGGAAAUAGAAAAUGUAUAACUCCUCAUUUUUCUCAAUGAAAUGUUUUGAGUGUUCAUUAUGGAUAGAAAGGAGACUUCAAGGAGAACUGUAAUAACAGUGAGAAGAAUAUAAAAACAGGAAACUAGAUGAUCUUUAAUGACAGUGAAAUGAUGCUUUAUGUUAGGUAGCUGGAGAAAUAAGGGAUUAAAUUAAUAUAAAGGUCAGUAAGAUUUUAAGGAAGCCUGGGCUGAAUUCCUGGUUCUCCUCUAAUCAUGCAGUACAUUAAACCUAAAGAGUAUAUGAGGGUAUAAAUAAGCAGAAUUGAUCACAAAGGAUCUGAUCCAAUUCCCUCCGAAGAGAAGAGCAAGCGAAUCAGGAUUAAAUGUUUUCUCACUUCUGAUAGCUAGAAAACCUUUUAGAAUACUACAGUUUUAGGGAAUGUACAACACCAAUGUGCAGUUCUUAAUUUCUCUUAUAAGGAACAAUGCAGAUAGCCUCUUCAGUUUAGUUUGUAUUAGGAAUAUAUUUUAUAACCUUUUUCUUACUCCUGGCCAAAAGCUCUUGUGUUUAGGGUUCCUAAUAUUAUAGGAUAAUAUUUUAAUACCCAUUUUAAACAUUAUUUGUAUUUAAAAAGAAAAAUGUACCUCAUGGAAUCCUCUCAUAUAACAGAAUAAAACCUACAUGUUAGAUUAAACAAUUCUACUUAACUAGUGAAAAGAAUUGCAAACUCUUCCUGACAUUUUACCGCUAAAAAGUCCUGAUUAAAAGUCAAAUCUCGCUGUCCUUACUUACAAGGACAGCUUCAAGCUGAAGCCAUUAGUCCAGAUUCUGAUAUCACUCAGCUUUGCAGCAGCAAAAUAUCCCUGGGGGGAUCUCUCCGCAUUUACAUUCAUGUAAAAUCAGAAUCAUCUCUUAAACCCUAACUUUGGUGAAUAAAGCAGUCUGAUUUGUUUCUGGUGUUCUUAAGUAAAAUUUGCCACUGAGAUAUUUUAGAAUAUAUUAUAAUACCCAAGCUCCAUUACAUUGUUGUGCUUUUUUUUUUUUUUUUUUUUU
Molecule: messenger RNA, 3452 nt
Organism: Dromaius novaehollandiae (emu)
Lineage: Eukaryota; Metazoa; Chordata; Aves; Casuariiformes; Dromaiidae
Gene: KCNK13
Product: potassium two pore domain channel subfamily K member 13
Exons: 2
Coding region: 1-1236 (411 amino acids)
Biological process (GO): stabilization of membrane potential; potassium ion transmembrane transport
Cellular component (GO): plasma membrane
Molecular function (GO): outward rectifier potassium channel activity; potassium ion leak channel activity
Source: RefSeq, a predicted model, not a curated record